AUGGGCUGGUUUUCAUCAUCUGCUCCCUCUGCGGAGAAACCGACUUCCUCAAAUUCAAGCGAUCCAGUCCCAUCUCCCCAAUCUUCCACACCCACACCUCAAACAAAAACUCUCUCUCGCGAUGAAAUUGCAGAACAAGAACUGAAUUCCUUUCUCCGGGAAUUGGAGGCCGACACCCAUUCUUCUAGUACAAAAUACAACCGUGUACCCCGGAUACCUCCACCAGAACCUUCCCAUUCUCAACCAUCCACUCAAGCUCCUCCUCAAAGUGACCCCUCGGAACCGCUCUCUAUCCAACUCCUUCCCACAACCAUGUCCUGCCGCACAGCCUUCGAUGCAGCAUUCUAUUGCCAGUCCUUUGGCGGCCAAUUCAAUAAUUUAUAUCGAUAUGGCUCUGCACGAGAUUGUAGCGAGUCAUGGUCUGACUUUUGGUUUUGUAUGAAAACGAGAACGUAUGCCGAUAAUGAGAAGGCCAAACUGAUCAAGGCACGAUGGAUUGAGAAGGAGAAGAGAAAAUAUGGAGAUCCGAGUGAUAAGAAUAGGGAGUUAGGGAAGAGUAGUGAGGAUGUGUGGAAAGGAAGAGAGCAGAGGUUAGAUUGGGGAGAAGCAUUUUGUGUGGAGGAACCCAAAUGGACAGGAAGUGACGAUGAAUGGAGAAGGAUGGAGAAAAAACACAGGGAGGCACAAAAAAGUAAUCUUUGA
Messenger RNA from Botrytis porri, 702 nucleotides. RefSeq lists its product as uncharacterized. The transcript has a single exon. NCBI's taxonomy places the organism in Eukaryota, Fungi, Ascomycota, Leotiomycetes, Helotiales, Sclerotiniaceae. Bases 1 to 702 code for a protein of 233 amino acids. The record is from RefSeq and is a predicted model, not a curated record.